This is a messenger RNA of Rotaria sp. Silwood1, 606 nucleotides long. The record is from the annotation of a GenBank genome assembly. Lineage: Eukaryota; Metazoa; Rotifera; Eurotatoria; Philodinida; Philodinidae.
AUGGAUGAGAAUGGAUCUCUCUAUGUCGUUGAUGAGGUAAAAAAUGAAGUGAGACGAUAUCGAAGAGGAGAAUCUGAAGGAACAGUGGUUGCAGGUGGCAAUGGAUAUGGAAAUCGUCUCGAUCAACUCUUUAGGCCACAAUACGUAUUCGUCGAUCGAGAUCAUUCAGUGUACGUAUCUGAUUGCAACAAUCGUCGUGUGAUGAAAUGGAUGGAAGGUGCAAAACAAGGCGUUGUUUUGGCUGAUAGUCAAGGACAAGGAAAUGGUCUUACAAAAUUGUGUAGUCCUGCAGGAGUCGCUGUCGAUGAAUUGGGCACUGUCUAUGUGGUUGAUUGUGUGAAUGCUCGAAUCAUGCGUUUGUCGAAAGGAGGCACAGAAGGAAGUGUUAUUGUUGGUGGAAACGCUGAUUAUGCUAUUGGAGUUAUAUCAAAAGUAAUAGACGAAUGUAUGUUUAAAUGGAUUGUAACACGUAUCAAUAAACCUCUUGAUCGACGUAAACGACAAGGUUCAUCAUUUAUUGGUAUACUUGAUACAACUAAUUUUGAAAUUUUUCAAUUAAAUUCAUUUGAACCAUUAUAUAUAAAUUAUACAAAUGAAAAGCUUUGA